This is a messenger RNA of Nomascus leucogenys (northern white-cheeked gibbon), 3574 nucleotides long. It is a transcript of the gene TPM3, whose product is annotated as tropomyosin 3. Lineage: Eukaryota; Metazoa; Chordata; Mammalia; Primates; Hylobatidae. Gene Ontology annotation, molecular function: actin filament binding. The transcript has 9 exons. Gene Ontology annotation, cellular component: actin filament. The coding region runs from base 131 to 895 and encodes 254 amino acids. The record is from RefSeq and is a predicted model, not a curated record. Gene Ontology annotation, biological process: actin filament organization; muscle contraction.
GUCACAUCCGCGCGGGUUGGUGAGUUCCGGUAUUUCAGGGCGUAGCAGGCGGAAGUAAGGGUAAGAGGAGGCUGCAACGCCGAGCGGAGGAGGCAGGAACCGGAGCGCGAGCAGUACUUGGGUGGGCACCAUGGCUGGGAUCACCACCAUCGAGGCGGUGAAGCGGAAGAUCCAGGUUCUGCAGCAGCAGGCAGAUGAUGCAGAGGAGCGAGCUGAGCGCCUCCAGCGAGAAGUUGAGGGAGAAAGGCGGGCCCGGGAACAGGCUGAGGCUGAGGUGGCCUCCUUGAACCGUAGGAUCCAGCUGGUUGAAGAAGAGCUGGACCGUGCUCAGGAGCGCCUGGCCACUGCCCUGCAAAAGCUGGAAGAAGCGGAAAAAGCUGCUGAUGAGAGUGAGAGAGGUAUGAAGGUUAUUGAAAACCGGGCCUUAAAAGAUGAAGAAAAGAUGGAACUCCAAGAAAUCCAACUCAAAGAAGCUAAGCACAUUGCAGAAGAGGCAGAUAGGAAGUAUGAAGAGGUGGCUCGUAAGUUGGUGAUUAUUGAAGGAGACCUGGAACGCACAGAGGAACGAGCUGAGCUGGCAGAGUCCCGUUGCCGAGAGAUGGAUGAGCAGAUUAGACUGAUGGACCAGAACCUGAAGUGUCUGAGUGCUGCUGAAGAAAAGUACUCUCAAAAAGAAGACAAAUAUGAGGAAGAAAUCAAGAUUCUUACUGAUAAACUCAAGGAGGCAGAGACCCGUGCUGAGUUUGCUGAGAGAUCGGUAGCCAAGCUGGAAAAGACAAUUGAUGAUUUGGAAGAUGAGCUCUAUGCCCAGAAACUGAAGUACAAGGCCAUUAGCGAGGAGCUGGACCACGCCCUCAAUGACAUGACCUCUAUAGCGUCUCUACAGCCAACUUGAGCGAAACCGCCUGCUUUCUAAUGAGCUGAAGCUAACGCUGCAUGAUCUGUGUGACUGAUGGGCAGGGCUCAAUGAUGCCCAUUAAACUGAGCUUACUGCUCACACCACUGACCUGGACCCCAACAAAAAGCUGAUUGUCUUUUUAAAAGUUAUUAUUUUGCCCUGAGCAAAUUGCAUUUUAAUUGGGGCAGUUAGAAUGUUGAUUUCCUAACACCAUUGUGAAGUUGACCAUUGUGAAGUUUCUGUCCCUUUAGAAGAGAUUAUGGGUGAAGAAGGGAAGGGGCCUGAGAGAUUAUAGUGAGAAAACUUGCGAGAAUUUUGUUUUCCACCCUUAUUUGCUGCUCUUUCACUUGUGCACUGACUAUAGGAUAUGUUCCCUUGCAUGGAUGUUUUUAACAAUAAAAGGACUGACUUGACAAGUUGUUGUAACUGCUUCAUCUGCAGGCCCAGGGAUGGGUCCUUCUGACUGGGUGGAAAAAAGGGAAGUGAAAGAAAAGUUGUGGGAUAUGAAUAUGGGUCUGUGUUGCCAUCACCUUCUCUGAGAAAGAUUUGAGUAUUUUCGUCACCUCUUUAGAGCAGUCAGAGUGGUUUGCUUGCUAGACAGAUUAGAUUCUCCUUAAUGUUCAGCUGCUGAUUUUCUUUCUGACAUUUUCCCUUUUGCUUCCUUUUUCUGGUUUUAUGUUUAAUUUCAAGUAACUGUCACAAGCUAGUUCUGUUCAAUAGCUCUGCAGCAAUCUCAAGGUUUGCUUAUAACCACUUGUUUCAGUAGUAUUCUUGGCUUUGUUUUCUUUAGAGAUUAUUUGACUUAACUGUGAGCGCCCGUUUAUUUAUCCCUUCGGUUAUUACUUUGGCCUCUACUUUUUCGAAAAAACAUGUAGUGCAUGAGGAUCUUCCUGUUCUCUUUAUAAUCUGAGAUUCUGAUGUUUCUAUUGUUUGCAAUGUUCAAACUCCAGUGAGCCAUUUCAAGAGGGUAUUGUUAUGUGGGCAAAACCUAGAAAAGUGGAUGGCUGAUGCUUAAGGCUUGCUCUUUCAUUGACUAAAAGCUGAAAGUGUUGGUUGGAUGUGGGAGGGAGAGGAAAUGGCUGAUAAGGGCCCUAACUCCCUCACCCAGGAAGUACAGCAACACCUACAACUUCAGUAGGCAAGCCAAAGGCCCUACAAAACCGGGUGAUGUAAUAGCUCACUUCUGUGGCUGAGAAAGCAGCUGCUUUAUUAGUCUGCCGCUUCUCUGCAACAGGAGCAAGUCUCAAAGAGCGGGUAGACCUUGACAUUUACUUCUAGUUUUUGUAACUUCUCUCCUUUACCCCCAUUAGAUAAACUGAAAUGCACCAAAGAGGAGCACCUCUGUACACAAAGGAUGCUGGACCAGACCCUGCUUGACCUGAAUGAGAUGUAGAACGCCCCAGUCCCACCCUGCUGCUGCUCCUCCCUCUGACCCAGACUCCGCCUGAGGCCAGCCUGCCGGAAGCUGACCUUUAACUGAGGGCUGAUCUUUAACUGGAAGGCUGCUUUCUCCUUUCGCCACCCCCUCCUUCCCUGUGUCUUUUUCGCCAAACUGUCUCUGCCUCUUCCCAGAGAAUCCAGCUGGGCUAGAGGCUGAGCACCUUUGGAAACAACAUUUAAGGGAAUGUGAGCACAAUGCAUAAUGUCUUUAAAAAGCAUGUUGUGAUGUACACAUUUUGUAAUUACCUUUUUUGUUGUUUUGUAGCAACCAUUUGUAAAACAUUCCAAAUAAUUCUACAGCCCUGAAGCAGCAAUCGAAUCCCUUUCUCGCUUUUGGAAGGUGACUUUUCACCUUAAUGCAUAUUCCCCUCUUCAUAGAGGAGAGGAAAAGGUAUAGAUAGGCCUGCCUUACUGAGAGCCAAACAGAGCCCAGGGAGACUCCACUAUGGGAAACCUCAUUGCUCUGUUCAAAGUACUAGCUAAACCAGUAAGGUGAUUCCAGGAGGAGUUAGCCAAACAACAACAAAAACAAAAAAUGUGCUGUUCAAGUUUUCAGCUUUAAGAUAUCUUUGGAUAAUGUUAUUUCUAUUUUUUAUUUUUUCAUUAGAAGUGACCAAAUUAAGAUAGUAAGACCUCUGAGACCAAAAUUUUGUCCCAUCUCUACCCCCUCCCAACUGCUUAUGGAAUGGAUCAUGUCUCCCUUAUGUUGAGGUGACCACUUAAUUGCUUUCCUGCCUCCUUGAAAGAAAGAAAGAAGAUUGUGUUUUUGCCACUGAUUUAGCCAUGUGAAACUCAUCUCAUUACCCUUUUCUGGGUUUGAAGCUGCUGUCUCUAGAAGUGCCAUCUCAUUGUGCUUUGUAUCAGUCAGUGCUGGAGAAAUCUUGAACAGCUUAUGUACAAAACUUUUUAAAUUUUAUAUUAUUUUGAAACUAUGCUUCUUUGGGUUUGUGGCACCCUGGCCACCCCAUCUGGCUGUGACAGCCUCUGCAGUCCGUGGGCUGGCAGUUUGUUGAUCUUUUAAAGUUUCUUUCCCUACCCAGUCCCCACUUUCUGGUAAGGUUUCUACGAGGUCUGUUAGGUGUACAUCCUGCAGCUUAUUGGCUUAAAAUGUACUCUCCUUUUAUGUGGUCUCUUUGGGGCCGAUUGGGAGAAAGAGAAAUCAAUAGUGCAACUGUUUUGAUACUGAAUAUUGACAAGUGUCUUUUUGAAAUAAAGAACCAGUCCCUCCAACCCUCA